AUGCGUCCGUUAAAUCAUCAAGACAACUCGGAACCAACAAAUAACAACACCAAACAAACGUUUGAAAUGAAUAGUAAUAAUCAAAGCUAUUCGGCAACUAAUAGUGGAUCAUCAAUGAAUUUCCUUUCAAAUUUAGGUAAUGAUAAUACAAGUAGUGGAAAUAAUGGUGGAUUUUUAUCAUCACUCGGAAAGUCUUUAGGAAAUUCUGCUUCUGGUUGGGAAACUGUUCAAGAUCCAUCGAUUUCUUCUGUAAAUAAUCAACAACCUGCAAUGAAUCCUGUAAAUCAACAAUUAAUGAUGAAUAAUCACAAUCCAAGUCUUCAACAAAUAUUAAUGCAGCAACAAUUAUUGGGAGGAAUGAAUCCAAACAGUUUCGGAUUGCUUUUCCAACAAAGACAACAAGAAUAUUUGAAUUUUGUAAAUAAUAAUAGAGGAUUUAUUCCAAAUCAAAAUAUUAAUUUAUCAACUAAUGUUAUUAAUGGCCAAUCGAGUAGUAGCAGUAGUAAUGGUUCAGAAGGUAACGAAAAGACUGGCUCACCAAAUCAAACAGCUGCAACAGACGAUAAUACUGAAUUCUUUCCAAUUGCCUGUGAGCCUUGUAGAAAGCAGCAUCGAAAAUGUGAUAAGAAAUUGCCAUGUUGUACAGCAUGUACACAACGAUCUGUGGAAUGUAUUUAUAGAGAAUCAAAGAGGAAUGCAAUCAAGGGAACUGAGGAAAAAAAGAAGAGAAAGAAAAAGAAAGGAGUUACCUCAUUCAAACCAAAGGAUGGUGUAGUUUCGAAUGAUCCAAAAUUCAAACCAUACCAUUCAACCACCAACAAUAAUAUUGCAGAAAAAAAUAGUGAUUCCGAUAGUGAUAAUGUGGAAGAAGUUGGUCAUCUCAGUAAGAGAAAUGUGAUUGACUUUUAUUUUGAUAUUGCAUGUGAUGGAUGUCCAUUGGUGAGCAAGGAAGAAUUGGAAAAUUACAUUACAACACCAAAUGAUAUCGAAGGAGAAAAGAGCAACAAGAAGGAAAUGUUCCCUCUCUUCUUAUCGGUGAGAGCAUUGUGUGAAUGUAGAUAUGGACUCGCUGAGCUAGCAGAAAAGACAGCUCAAAGAGCCAAAAAGGCACUUUCUAAAAUGUUUGACCAAAUUCAAAGCUAUCAUAUUGCAGCAACUUAUGGUAAUUUGGCCUCGUAUGAAGGCUGGGUUGGAAGAUACGAAAAUGCAAAAUUCUACAUGCAAAUUCUCCAGUACUAUGUCAAGACGCAACUCAGUGGCGAGGAGAAGAGAGCUACUAUGACAGACUGUGAGAGAAAUUUGGAAAAUCUUGUAUUUUAUUUUAACAAUGUAUUGGGAGAUGAUUUGAAUCGUUUGGACUUGAAAGAAUUCCUCAGAAGAUUGCCUGAUAUUUAUAGCUUCUUUACAAUGGAUAAAUUUCCAGAGGAAUGGAUCGGUGUAGUGACUAGAGAAGUUAAUAGUGAAAAUUGUUUUGAAAUUUGGAGUGUUGUCCAAAUGUGUGUGGAGAAUAUCAAAAAGGUGGCCAAAGGAUUGAUAGACACUCCAACAAAGAGUCCUGCUCUUGCAUGUUUUUCAUAUGGACCUGAGUAUGAAGAACUAGUUGAUCCAAUAUUUACUCUAAUUGCAAACUCACUGAGAAUUUCAAUUCUAUCUAAAUCACACAAUCCAACUGUUAGGGAUAUUAUGGAGAAGGCAGCUUUGGAAAUUACAGAAAUAACGCAACAUGCUUGGUUUCCACUCUUCCCUAUAGAAACUCUUGUCUGUGUAGCCAAGGCAACCAAUGUGCAUUUACAAAUUGUCAAAACACUAAUUUCAAGCCAAAGUACAGAUUUCAGAUAUAACGGAAUUGAUUAUUUCGAUAUUCUUGAGAAGGAUAUGAGAGCUUUUAAUUUGAUGAAAAAACGAUACAAGUUUGUUGAGCUUUUCUUUAAGGACCUUCUUGCAGACAUGGAACAAUACUUGUCUCUGAUAAGAGUUAGACGUGUUGUGAGUGUACAACCUACUCCUAUUGACAUUCCACUAAAUACACAACUGAAUAUUGAAGUUACACCUACUCAACCAGAAGACUACUCGUCUGUUGGUAUUACAGGAUUUGAGAAUCCACUAUUUUGGGAGAGUAGUUCCUUUUUAUCAGAACAAGAUCUUUCUGGAAUAUUUACAAGGGAGUUUGAGUAA
This is a messenger RNA of Naegleria gruberi, 2175 nucleotides long. RefSeq lists its product as uncharacterized. Gene Ontology annotation, molecular function: zinc ion binding; DNA-binding transcription factor activity, RNA polymerase II-specific. The transcript is spliced from 6 exons. Bases 1 to 2175 code for a protein of 724 amino acids. Gene Ontology annotation, biological process: regulation of DNA-templated transcription. The record is from RefSeq and is a predicted model, not a curated record. Lineage: Eukaryota; Heterolobosea; Eutetramitea; Acrasida; Naegleriidae.